CCAACUCAGUCGCUGUUUACACACAAGAAAGACCCUAGAGAGCAGCAACUGUCUGUCGAGCUUGCAAUAGCGGCGACUCAAACAGAUCUCCGGAGAGACGAAACGAGGAAGAGUUAGAGUGAAGAAGAUGUCAGGCUGGGAUGAGGGAGCCGUAUACUAUAGCGACCAAGCGCAGUUCCCACACGGCGGUGGUUCCGGCGACUCCAAUCAGGCUACCAAAAGCCGUCAUGUUAUCCUGCAGAAGUUCAAGGAGUUCAUCAGGAACUUCCCUCACAAGAGCCAGCCAAACCUAUUCCCUUAUCGCGAAGCUCUUCUCGAAAACCCCAAGUCUCUCAUCGUCAACCUCUCCGACCUGCUCUCUUAUGAGCGCGACCAAACCCUCCCAGAACUUCUUCGCCAGAAUCCUGCCGAUUAUCUUCCCCUGUUCGAAACUGCAGCAGCUGAAGUUCUAGCAAGUUUGAGAUCUAGGGUAGCUGGAGAAACAGGAGAAAUGGAAGAACCAGAAACCGGGGAAGUGCAAAUAUUGUUGAGAUCUGAGCAGGAUUCGAUCUCAAUUCGGGCCCUCGGGGCACAAUUCAUUUCAAAAUUAGUUAAGAUAUCAGGAAUUGUCAUUGCUGCAUCAAAGACCAAGGCAAAGGCAACUUAUGUCAAUCUGUUAUGUAAGAACUGCAAAAAUGUGAAGGUUGUGCCAUGUCGGCCUGGGCUCGGAGGGGCCAUUGUUCCACGUUCAUGUGAUCACGUGCCUCAGCCUGGUGAAGAGCCAUGUCCAAUUGAUCCAUGGAUAGUGGUUCCAGACAAAAGCAAGUAUGUUGAUCAGCAGACACUUAAACUACAGGAGAACCCAGAGGAUGUCCCCACUGGUGAGUUGCCAAGGAACAUGCUUCUCUCUGUAGAUCGUCAUCUUGUGCAAACUAUUGUGCCGGGCACGAGGCUCUCUAUAAUGGGAAUAUAUAGUAUCUUUCAGGCUUCUAACACAUCCACAUCUCAUAAAGGAGCUGUUGCUAUUAGACAACCAUAUAUAAGGGUAGUUGGAAUGGAGGACACCAGUGAGGCUAAUUCUCGGGGUCCGGCAAACUUUACUACAGAUGAGAUAGAAGAGUUCAAAAAGUUUGCAUCAGACAGUAAUUGCUAUGAAAAUAUAUGCUCCAAGCUUGCGCCUCAAAUAUUUGGGCAUGAUGAUGUCAAGAAGGCUUUAGCCUGUCUUUUGUUUGGAGGCUCAAGAAAGUUCUUGCCAGAUGGUGUUAAGUUAAGAGGAGACAUAAACGUGUUACUGUUAGGAGAUCCGUCUACUGCCAAGUCACAGUUUCUCAAAUUUGUUGAGAAAACUGCUCCAGUGGCAGUAUAUACAUCUGGAAAGGGUUCAUCAGCUGCUGGUCUUACAGCUUCUGUGACUAGAGACAACAGCUCUCGUGAGUUUUACCUAGAAGGAGGAGCCAUGGUCUUGGCCGAUGGGGGUGUUGUCUGUAUUGAUGAGUUUGACAAAAUGAGGGCUGAAGACAGGGUUGCUAUCCAUGAAGCUAUGGAGCAGCAAACUAUCUCUAUUGCCAAAGCAGGAAUAACUACGGUCCUCAAUUCAAGAACAUCAGUGCUUGCUGCAGCUAAUCCUCCAUCAGGACGCUAUGAUGAUCUUAAGACCGCACAAGACAAUAUAGACUUGCAGACGACAAUUCUUUCAAGGUUUGAUAUGAUUUUCAUCGUAAAAGACAUCAGAAUGUACAGUCAAGACAAGACAAUUGCCAAGCAUAUCAUUAAUGUGCAUUCAUCUGCUGGUGCAAGCAUGGGUGACCCAAGAAAUUCUAAAGAGGAUAACUGGUUGAAAAGGUACAUACACUACUGCCGAACAAUAUGUCACCCUAGACUAUCAGAGUCAGCAGCCUCAAUGCUGCAGGAAAGUUAUGUUAGAAUUAGACAGGAUAUGAGGCGACAAGCAAAUGAAAGUGGGGAGGCUGCGGCGAUACCAAUUACUGUGAGGCAACUUGAAGCUAUCGUAAGGCUGAGUGAAGCUCUUGCCAAAAUGAGGCUUUCUCAUGUAGCGAACGAGAACCAUGUCACAGAAGCUAUUAGGCUGUUCAACAAUUCUACAAUGGAUGCUGCAAAAUCUGGAAUCAACCAACACAUAAAUAUGACCCCUGAGAUGGCAAAUGAGAUAAAGCUAGCAGAGAGCCAGAUAAAGAGAAGGAUGGGCAUAGGAAGCCAUAUAUCCGAAAGGAGACUGAUAGAUGAGCUUUCUAGGAUGGGCAUUAGUGACUCUAUUGUAAGAAGAGCGUUGCUGAUCAUGCAUCAAAGAGAGGAGGUUGAAUACAAACGUGAACGUAGAAUCAUAGUCCGCAAAGCUUGAUUUAUGAUCAAUUGGUUGGUUGAUUCACGUGCCCUUUUUCUCAGUUUAAUGUAUAUUAUUAUUUUAGAAUUGAUGAAAUGUAGCCUCCAUCCAUUUGAUUCUGAUGGUUGUGUUCUCAUAGUUUUCCCUACUGGAACGACAUCAUUUGUAAAAUGUUAACUGACAACUGUGGCCGUUUCCAAGUGACCUCUCUUUAUGCUUAUGUAACAUUUUUUAAAUGAUGAUACAGUACUGUACAUGCAAUAUUUGGUUAUUUUAAAGAUGCAAAUUUUGGAUGUUUUGAUCAACCUGAGUUUUAUUUUGACGAUA
Messenger RNA from Cuscuta europaea, 2647 nucleotides. The record is from the annotation of a GenBank genome assembly. NCBI's taxonomy places the organism in Eukaryota, Viridiplantae, Streptophyta, Magnoliopsida, Solanales, Convolvulaceae.